Messenger RNA from Stylonychia lemnae, 12300 nucleotides. The record is from the annotation of a GenBank genome assembly. NCBI's taxonomy places the organism in Eukaryota, Ciliophora, Spirotrichea, Sporadotrichida, Oxytrichidae.
AUGUAAGUCACUCUACCCAUACUCUCUCAUGGACAGAAGCUUAAUUACAUAUAGCAGAAGCCCGGCUACUCUUUAAAGGGAGGCGGCAGAGCUGCUGCUCCAGGAAUGGGAGGGCACUCUUCAAAUGUUUUUGCAAUGGGUGCAGCAUCAUCCUCAAGACAGGACAGAUCUUACUACAAGAGUCUGUAUCAUUUCAAUGCUGAUGUCGAACUUGCUGAGUAUUCCUUACCUAUACUAUCAAACUAACAACAGUCUGUGCCUAAGCACGGCUAAAACCAAAGACUUUCCUCGGGAGUUAUCAACUCCACAUAACUUCCUCCUAUUAAUUAGCAGAAAAGCACAUCUGAGAAGAGAAGACAAGGAGGAAGCUAUGAUGAGGAACAUGCUAUCGAUGAAAUGGACGAGGACAUGGGAAUGGAUCAAGUUGACGAGAUGGACGAGGAAAUGAACGGCGACAUGGACGUUUAUGGGGAAGAAGAAGAGGAGAGAAUGAAUCAGUCUAUUGGUUUCGAAGAAUUCAGACAAGUCAUUGAGAACAAUGAAGAUGAGUCUAAGAGCAAGGCUUUACAAGCCAGAACUGCUAACUUCAUCAGAAAGGGUACCCCAAUCUACGAGAUGCUUAUCAAGAUAAAGUCAGGAGAGCAGGCCAUAUCUUUCUUCGCUUAACAUGGUAACAGCACUCCAAUCAAAUUCUUGAACUGCAACAGAGCUCCUGUGCCACCACAUAUGUUUAGACCAUAUGAUUUGGUUGUUUAAAUCGAUGAAAAGGCCCUCAAGAAUGAUUACUUCACUAUUUCAGCUCAGGGAGUGGUUCAUAUUUGCCCAGAUAGGAACAAGAAAAUUCAAAAGGGAGAAGUAGUCCCCACAGAAUUCUUUUCAUUGAGUGACUGGAUGCAACAAUCAACUAUGUACAACGUUUUGACCUCCAUGAAAUUCUUCAAACACUACUUGAUUGGAAAGGUCUUCAACUCCUGGAAAGGUAAUGUUCGUUUCAAGAUGUACAACAGAACCAGACAAAACCUCGCUAGAAACCUUAUCCUAUCCAGGCCAGCUUUCAUUGGUACAUUCAUGGAUAUCAAUAAAACUCUCUUUGAAAUGAAGUCACUCCAAACCUUCAUUGUUCCUAAGGUCGGAUCAAAGCAAUUCGAGCUUGAGGACUUCUUCAGAGAACAAAAGAACGAAAGAGAAAUGGUCAAGUAGCACUAUAACGACAAAGUUGAAGAACUCAUUAAGAAACUUGAUGGACUAGUCUCAAACGUUGGAGAGUCCAGAACUCUCAGAGAAGAGGAAGAUUUGGAGCAUUCUAAGAUGGGUUAGCAAACCAAAAACAAAUCAAUGGUACUUCAAAAGCAAGAAGAUGAAUUGAAGUCAAGAGUACUUAGACUAGCCAAGAGAAACUACCACAGUCUCGGAACAUUCAUCAGAUUGAUAGACUACAUGGUAGUGGAGACACAAGUCAAAAUCAAUCAAGAGUCAGCAGACUUGAUCCUCUACGAGAUGAAGAACACCAAGAAGUACAGUAUCUCUACAACUGUCAGCUAUGAUACCAAAGAGGUAGGACUGUCAUUCAACCCAACCAAGAACGAAUUCUUCACUCAGUUUGACAAGAUUCUUCAAGACAUGCUUUCAGUAACUGCCGAGGUAGUUAGAGUCAUCUCGCAUCCAAACUUCAACCAAUUCAUUCAAGGACUUAUCUCAGAUUCUGGUCCUAAAUUCAAGAGCAUCGUUGAGGGAUCUUUCCAAUAUCAAGCUUCAAAGGAGGCUAUUCAGAACAGAAUCGACCAAGACUUCAAGGAUCAACUUGUUGAGAUCUAGAAGAUUGAGAACUGCAGAGAGAUCAAUGACUUCGACACCACAUUUGAUUUUGAGGAUUUCAAGCAAUUGCACCAGGACAUCGAGUCAAUAAAGACAUGGCUCGACAAACUUGUCAAGUGGGAACUCAGCAUCAACAAAAACAUCAAGACUUACUAUCAACAGGGAUUUGUCUACAUUCUUGGAAAGAAACUCAGAGACAGACUCACUAAAAGAGUCAAGGAUGAGAUCCAAAACAUGAAGCAAUUCCUAUUUGAUCUUGCUGACUAAAAGAGCAAGGAUAUUAUCAAAGCCUUGGAAAGGAUCAAGAUCUCAUUGGGCAAGCCUCAAUACCCACUGGCAACAUAUGUAGACUACGUCCACACUUUGAAGAUGUGCAAGAACCAAAAGGACAACUUGAUUGAGGAGAAGAAGCGUCUUGAAGAGAUGAAUGUAGUGCUUAGAAGAUACAAGUCUAAGGAUGAGAUGAGUUUCAACACCCAGCACUAACUGCUCAUUCAGAAACUUGAAAUCAUAGUCCAGAGUAUCACCGAGGUCGAAACACUUAUUUCUGGAGCUGAGGGUUCAAUCGCUGAGUCCAAGGACAACAACGUUGAGGAGCUUGACAAGAAGAUCAAUGAGGAGAAGGAAAAGAUCACCAACCAGGUUGAAAGACUCUCCUCUGAAAGUCUCAUGGCAAAGAACACUCCCUCAGCUGGAGCACUUGAUGAACUUAACAAAAUCAAGAAGAAGUUCGAUGACUCAGUCAAGAGACUUAAUCAAUACAAGACUUAUCAAGAGAUUCUUGAAAUCAACCCAUCUGGCAUCAAGGAAAUAGAAGACUUCACCAAGAAAUUCGAUAUCAGACACAAACUAUGGAAGAACAGAGAGAGAUUCGCUGAGUUGAGCAAGAAAUGGUACGGAGAUGCCUUCCUUGAACUAGACGCCCAAGAAAUAGUACAGAAUGUUAAGGACUACGAAAAGGACAAUCUCAUUCUUAAGACUUAGCUACCAAGAGAUCAAAAGGAUGAAGUGCUAGAGUCUUUGCAAACAGAAGUUAAGGCAGUAUCAAUUCACAGUAACCUCAUCCAGGCCCUAGGUAAUAAAAACAUGCUGCCACGUCACUGGAACAAAGUAUUCGGUCUAUUAGAAAACUUCACUGCUACUAAUCUCAGACAGUUCACAUUCCAGCACUUGCUGAACGAAGGUAUUGCAGAUCACUUUGAAAAGAUUGAAGAAAUCUCAGCUAUGGCAUCUGGAGAAGCUACAAUUGAGCAGACUCUUAAUGAUAUCAUUGCCAUCUGGAGAGAAAUGCAAUUCACUGUCUUGAAUUACAGAGACACCAAGGAUAGAUUUAUCAUUGCUGAUGUUGAGGACACCAUCACUUAACUCGAAGACAACCAAAUGAGUAUUGGUACUAUGAUGGGAAGCAAGCACGUUACUGAAAUCAGAGCUCAAGUCGAAGAAUGGGAGAAGAAAUUGGGUUACAUCGGUGAUGUGAUCGAUGAGUGGCUAACCUUCCAAAGACAAUGGAUGUAUCUUGAAAACAUCUUCAACGCUGAAGAUAUCCAGAAGCAAUUGCCUAACGAGGCCAAACUCUUCCAGCAAGUUGAUAAGUUCUGGAGAGAUAUCAUGAUGAGAACCAAGAAAUCACCAAUCAUUAUAGAGUGCUGCAGCAGUGACGCCUUACUCUCAAAGUUCCAAAAUGCUAACAAAACUCUUGAAGAUAUUCAGAAAUCACUUGAGGACUACCUCGAGACCAAGAGAGGAGCCUUCCCCAGAUUCUAUUUCUUGUCAAAUGAUGAGUUGCUCGAAAUUCUGUCACAAACCAGAAAUGCUCAUGCCGUGCAACCUCACUUGAGAAAGUGCUUUGAUAACAUUAUGAAGAUCGAGUUCAAAGCUGAAAAGGGAUCUAAGGAGAUUGUUGGUAUGUGGUCAGCAGAACAAGAGUACGUUGAAUUCUCAGAAUCAGUCUUUGCAGAAGGUAACGUCGAAUUCUGGUUGAUGAAUAUUGAGAAAAUGAUGGUUAAGUCAUUGUAUGAUUUCACUAAGAAGGCUCUAGUUGAGUACCCAGAGAAUGGAGUUGAAAGAAACAAGUGGCUUUUUGACUAUGCUGCUCAGCCAGUUAUCACAAUCGAUCAAGUCAAGUGGACAAAUGGUGUUACUGACGCACUUGCUGAAAUUAUGAAAGGAAAGAACAAGAAAGCUCUAGACGAAUUUUUGGAAUUCUCACUUCAACAACUAUCAAAGAUGGUAGAGUUAGUUAGAAGAGAUCUUAACAGACUUGAAAGAGCAGUAAUGGGAGCUCUUAUCGUUAUAGAUAUUCACGCUAGAGAUGUCGUUAAGCAAAUGAUCAAAGCAAGAGUCGAGAGUGUAAAUGACUUCGAAUGGACUAGACAGCUUAGAUACUACUGGGAGCAAGAAGAAGAAAAGGAUGAUUGCUUCGCUAGACAGACUAACACUAGAUUCGCAUACGGAUAUGAAUACUUAGGAAACGGUCCUCGUCUUGUUAUCACUCCACUUACUGAUAAGUGUUAUAUGACUCUAACAGGUGCUCUGCAUCUUAAUUAUGGUGGAAACCCACAAGGUCCAGCAGGAACUGGUAAAACUGAGACUACAAAGGAUCUAGCUAAGGCUUUAGCCAUUCAGUGCGUCGUCUUCAAUUGUAGUGAUGGUCUAGAUUACAAAAUGAUGGGAAGAUUCUUUUCAGGUCUGUCUUAAGGUGGCGCUUGGGCUUGUUUCGAUGAGUUUAACAGAAUUGAUAUUGAAGUCUUGUCAGUUAUUGCCCAGCAAAUCCUCACCAUUCAAUCAGCUGUAAGAGCUAAACUACCAGAAUUCGAGUUCAACGAGAAAAUCAUUCCACUCAACCUUAGAUUCGGAGUCUUCAUUACUAUGAACCCAGGUUACGCAGGUCGUACUGAACUCCCUGACAACUUGAAAUCUCUCUUCAGACCAAUUUCUAUGAUGAUCCCCGAUUACAGACUUAUUGCACAGAUUAUUUUGUAUUCUGAAGGUUUCCAAAACGCAGAAGAGCUAUCCAGAAAGAUGGUCCAGUUGUACAAGCUGUCUUCAGAGCAGCUGUCCAAGCAAGACCAUUAUGACUUCGGAAUGAGAGCAGUCAAGUCAGUCUUGGUCAUGGCUGGUUCACUCAGAAGAAAGGAGUCCAAUGCAGAUGAAAACAUGGUGCUGAUCAGAGCUAUGAGAGACUCAAACGUGCCUAAAUUCUUAGAACAUGAUCUACCACUCUUUGAAGGUAUUGUGAACGAUUUGUUCCCUGGAGUUAUAGUGCAGCCAUUUGACUACGGUCUACUGCAACUUGCUAUUGAGAAUCAACUCAGACAGAGAAAGUUUUAAUGCCCACCAAAGUAUGUCAAGAAAGUCAUCUAACUGCUAGAGACCAUGAUGGUCAGACAUGGAGUCAUGUUGGUCGGAUUAACUGGUACUGGCAAGACUACCUGCUGCAAGGUACUUGCUAAGGCUCUAUUCUAACUCUUCAAUGAAGGCCAAAAGGAUCCAUGGUACAGAAGUGUCCAUAUUGAUACAUUGAAUCCAAAGUCAGUUACAAUGGGAGAACUAUUUGGAGAGACUAACAUUUACACCAACGAGUGGACUGAAGGUCUAGUAUCAAAGCUGGUGAAGGAUGCUGUGCAAGCCUUGGAAGGAGAUAAGCCAGAUCAAAAGAGAUGGAUCAACUUCGAUGGUCCAGUCGAUGCUCUUUGGAUCGAGAAUAUGAAUACUGUGCUUGACGAUAAUAAGAUGCUUUGUCUUGCCAAUGGGCAGAGAAUCAAGAUGCCAGAAACCUGCACAAUGAUGUUCGAGGUACAAGACUUGAGAGUCGCCUCUCCAGCUACAGUCUCCAGAUGCGGUAUGGUCUACUUGGAACCAAUCCAUCUUGGAUGGGAACCCCUCAUUGAUACCUGGAAAGAAAACAUGACUGAGGUAAUCCCUGCUAAUCACUUGGAGACUAUCAUCAAGCAUGUGAGAAAAGUAUUCAACAAGAUGCUUCCAUUCAUCAGAGAGGAGUGCAAGGAAAUCGUAGAGUCAGCUAACGUCAACUUAGUCCAAUCCUGCCUCAACAUGAUUCAGUCGUUCUUCAACCCAGAGAAUCUAGACCUCAAAAAGAUAACCAUCUACCCUGAAAAGGUUGUACUCACCUAUCUAGUAUUCUCUAUGAUUUGGUCAUUAGGAGGAAACCUCCAUGAUUCCUCUAGAAAAGCUUUCAAUAAUGCCUUGAAGAGCGAAAUCAUUCAGAUCAUGCCACAGUUCCCAGAUGGAGACAUCUUCGAAUACGGUAUCGAUGUUACCACUCAUCAGUUUGAGCCUUGGAUUGAGCAGAUCACCUCAUUCGAGUACGAUCCUAACAAGAGUUUCUUCGAAAUUCUUGUCCCAACUAGUGAUACAGUCAAGUACAAGUUCAUCUUGAAGACUCUUAUGUUCAACGGCUAUAAUGUGCUUAUUACUGGAGAAACCGGAGUUGGUAAGUCUGUCAUUACCAAGGACUUCUUGUUCACCACUCCUGAAGAUAUUGUCUAUGCCUUCAUUAACUUCUCAGGUAAGACUACCACCAAGAAUCUCUAAGAUGCAUUCGAGGGUAAUCUUGAAGCAAAGAGAAAGACUUUACUUGGUCCACCAGGUGGUAAAAAGAUGAUCUUCUUCAUCGAUGAUGUUAACAUGCCACAGCUCGAUACUUAUGGCUCAUAACCACCUUGCGAGCUGUUGAGACAAACCAUCGACUCCACUGGUUUCUAUGAUACUAAGAAACUUAUAUUCAAGUAAAUCAAGGACACCAGAUUCGUUUGCGCUUGCGCUCCCCCAGGUGGUGGUAGAAACGCUGUGACUCCCAGAUUAUUCAGACACUUCAACAUGAUUUGGGUCCCUGAUCUUUCACAAAACUCUAUGAGAACUAUCUUCACCUCAAUCCUCAAGGGUUUCUUGGACUAAAAUGAGCAAUCAGGUUUAAACAUCUUUGCUGAGCCAAUCAUUAAGGCCUCAGUCGACAUUUACACAAAGACAAUUAAGGACUUCCUCCCAACUCCCACUAAGUGCCAUUACACUUUCAACUUAAGAGAUCUGUCUAAGGUCGUUCAAGGCAUGUUGAUGAUUAACUUAGAAAAUCUUGAAAACAAGGAGUAUUUGGUAUAUCUCUGGGUGCAUGAAUUGUUCAGAGUGUUCAGAGAUCGUUUAGUCGAUGACAAGGAUAGAACAAAAUUCAGUUAACUAGUACAUGAAAUCCUAGAAAGCUAUUUAGAUAUGGAAUGGCAACUAAAAGACUAUCAAGAUGUUCUCUUUGGUGACUUUGAAGCUGGAGAUAGAUAGUAUCUCAAGCUUAGCGAGACUAAUGUUCUUAUUCCAAGACUAGAUGAAUAAUUGGAACUAUACAACAAUGACAACCCAAGAAUGAACCUUGUGUUCUUCUCUGACUGUAUUCAGCAUUUAGCCCGUAUUUCAAGAGUCUUAAGACAGCAAAGAGGUAACUCACUAUUGGUUGGAGUCGGUGGUUCUGGCAGAAGAUCUAUGGCCAAGCUCGCCUCAAGCAUGAACUCAAUGAAGACUAUCUCAAUUGAGAUCACCAAGAACUACAGAGAGAAGGAAUUCCACGAAGAUAUCAAGAAAUUGCUUAUGGACAGUGGAGUUAACAAUGAGCCCAGAGUCUUCUUAUUCAGUGACACCUAGAUCGUCAAAGAAAGUUUCUUAGAAGACAUCAACAACUUACUCAACAGUGGAGAGGUUCCAAACUUGUUCCCUCCAGAAGAAAAAGCCUAGAUUUGUGAUGAAGUCGCUCCAAAAGCCAGAGAAGCCAAAGUAGGAGAGAACAGAGAUUAAAUCUAUGCUUACUUCGUCUAGCUUUGUAGAGAAAACCUUCACAUCGUGUUGGCAUUCUCUCCAGUCGGUGAGAUGUUCAGAAACAGAUGCCGUCAAUUCCCAUCAAUCAUCAACUGUUGCACAAUUGAUUGGUACAACCCAUGGCCCUCUGAAGCCCUCUACUCUGUCGCUCACAGAGAGUACAGUGAGAAUGAGAUCCAACUCGGUAUUACAGACUUCAUGGACAGUCUUUGCCAGAUGUCAGUCGAGAUCCACAAUAGUGUCAGCGCUUCCUCAGAUAGAUAUUUCGCUGAGCUGAGAAGAAGAAAUUACACAACUCCAACAUCUUAUCUUGAUCUUAUCAAAACUUACAAGGAGAUGCUUAAGACCUAGAGAGGUAUUGUGCCACAGAAAAUCUCAAGAUAUCAGGGAGGUCUGACUAGACUAUCUGAAACCAAUAAGAUGGUCGACGACUUGAAGGCUAUGCUUAUCAAACUGAGACCUGAGAUCGAUCGUAAGGAAGAAGAAACACAAAAGCUGGUGGUAGAUUUAGAGAAAUAACAAAAGAUUGCUGCUGAGCAGGAGAAGAUCUCUGAGAAGGAAGAAGCUGAAACUCAGAAGCUAUUUAAUGAGGUCAUGGCGAUUAAGACUGAUUGCGAGGGAGAACUCCAAAAAGCUAUGCCCAUUUACAGAGAAGCCUUGGCUGCUCUUGAUACUCUUAACAAAGGAGAUAUCAUUGAAAUGAAGUCUUAUCCUAAACCACCCGAUGAUCUAGUUCUAGUUAUUUCAGCUGUGUGUCUAUUGAUGGACGUAAAGGAGAAUUGGGAUGAGGGUAAGAAACUCAUGAACAAUCCAGAAAACUUCAUUAACAUGUUGAAGGGUUUCAACAAAGACUAGAUCAAGGAAUCAAAGUUGAAGAAACUUAAGAAAUACACCUAAGAUCCAAAGUUCAACCCAUCUCUUAUUGAGAAGAAGUCUUAGGCAGGUAAAUCUAUUUGUCUCUGGUGUAAGGCUAUUGAUAACUACUCUGAAGUGCUUAAGAUCAUCAAGCCCAAACAGGAAGCUCUCGGUAAAGCAGAAGGUGAACUUAAGGUAGCUCAGGACGAACUCAAGACUAAAUAAGCCAGUCUUUAAAAGAUCAGAGAUAUGAUUGCUGCUUUGCAAGCCAACUAUUCUGCAAGUCAGAGAAAACUCGAAGACUUAACCAGACAAAAGGAAAAGAUUGAGGUAUAACUCGGCAGAGCUGAGAAGCUUGUCGUCGGUCUGGCAGAUGAGAGUAAAAGAUGGGCUUAAUAAGUCAAAGUGCUUGAAGUCGAUCUUGUUAAUUUGAUUGGUAACAUCAUACUGGCUGCUGGUUACAUAUCCUAUGUGGGCACGUUCACCUCUAAGUACAGAGAACAACUUCUCAAAGAGUGGAUGUAAUUCAGUAAAAACAAAAAGAUUCCUUUCUCACAUGACUUCACAGUAGAAAGAGUCCUUGGAGAUCCAGUCCAAAUCAGAGAGUGGAACAUUUGUGGUCUGCCAGCUGAUAACCUAUCAGUAGAAAACGGUAUCAUCGUCACACAGGCAAAGAGAUGGCCACUGAUGAUCGAUCCACAAUCCCAGGGUAACAAAUGGAUCAAAAAUAUGGAGAAGGAGAACAACAUGCAAGUCAUCAAGCUAUCAUAUAAUAAGUUCCUUCAAGUAGUUGAAAAUGGUAUCAGAAUGGGUCAACCAGUGCUCCUUGAGAACAUUGAUGAGUCCUUAGAUCCAUCACUUGAACCAGUCCUUCAAAAGAAUCUCGAAAAAAUUGCAGGCCAGUGGAUGUUGAAGGUCGGAGAUACAAUGGUACCAUACAGCAACGAUUUCAAGUUCUACAUCACCACAAAAUUGUCCAACCCUCACUACUUGCCAGAAAUCUGUAUUAAGGUGACCAUUAUCAACUUUACUGUCACACCAGAGGGUCUAGAAGAUCAACUGCUAGUCGAUGUCGUCAAGUACGAGCAACCAGAGCUAGAGCAGCAAAAAGAUCAACUUGUCGUUUAGCUGAGUGACUUCAAGAGACAACUGAAGGAAUUAGAAGAUAAGAUUCUCAAGCUAGUCAGUGAGGCAUCAGGCGAUAUUCUCGAUGAUGAAGAGCUUAUCAUUACUUUGGAUUAGAGUAAACAGACAUCAAUAGCAAUUAACGAAAGAAUGGUUGAAGCAGAGCAAACAGCCAUCCUGAUCAAUGAGAACAGAGAAAAGUAUCGUAUGGUCGCCAGAAGAGGUUCAGUUCUGUAUUUCGUUAUCGCCGAUCUGUCACUGAUUGACCCUAUGUAUCAGUACUCACUUGAGUUCUUCAGCAGACUCUUCAACAGAAGACUGGACAAGUCAGAAAAGAGUGACUAACUAGAGAAACGUCUUAGCAUUUUGAUAUCAGAUAUCACUGAGUCAUUCUUCAUCAACAUCUGUAGAGGUCUUUUCGAAAGAGAUAAGUUGCUUUAUGCCUUCUUGAACUCCUCCAGUAUUCUCAGAAGAAGCGGAGCCAUUAGCAUUGACGAGUGGAACUUCUAUCUAAGAGGUUCAAGCACUGACUUCUCCUCAUUUGAAAAAGAUGUUGACUACAUCUCAGAAGCAAUAUUCUUCAAGUUACUUGGACUUGAGGAAACUCAUUACAAUUUUAAAGACAUUUCACAGUCCUUCAAAGAUAGAGUCGACAUGGUGACUUGGAAGGAUAUGCUAAAAUCAGAAGAUCCACAUUUGAUCCCUCUCCCUCAAGCAUUUGAAGAUAGACUCACACCAUUCUAGAAGCUUAUGCUCAUCAAGGUCAUGAGAGAAGAAAAAUUGAUAUCUGGAAUUAAAGAAUUUGUCAAGAGUGAGCUAGGUGAGAAAUUCAUUGAAAGUCCACCAUUCGAUCUUAUGGGUGCUUACUCAGAUUCAAUGAACACCACUCCAAUUAUUUUCGUUUUAUCACCAGGCGCUGAUCCCAUUACCUAUCUAGUUAACUUAGCUAAAUCAAAAGGAAUGGAGUUAAGACUUAAAAUUUUAUCACUCGGCCAAGGUCAGGGUAGAAUUGCUGAGAAACUUAUUGAUGCAGGUCAAAGAGCAGGAGAUUGGGUUUGUCUACAGAACUGUCAUUUGUCAGCCAGUUGGAUGCCAGAACUUGAAAAGACUCAAGAAAGACAAAAUGAAGCUGAAAUGCAUCCAGAGUACAGACUUUGGCUAACUUCAAUGCCAAGCAGAAACUUCCCAGUUCCCGUACUACAAAGUGGAAUUAAAAUUACAAAUGAACCACCUAAGGGACUUAAAGCAAACUUAAAGGGUACUUUCAAUGAAGUAACAGAGGAGGACUAUGAAUCAUGCACUAAGCCAAGAGAAUACAAAAAGCUCUUAUUCGCUCUAGCUUACUUCCAUGCAGUCAUCUUAGAGAGAAGAAAGUACGGUGCUAUCGGUUGGAACAUUCCCUAUGAAUGGAUGAAUUCAGAUUUCAUAACUUCAAAGACUCAACUCAAGAUGUAUUUGAAUGAGUAGCCAGAUAUCCCCUAUGCUGCUCUUAACUAUCUCUGCGCCGAAGUCAACUAUGGUGGUAGAGUUACAGAUGAUAAAGAUAUCAGACUUAUAAAGGCACUUCUUAAGAGAUACUUCUGUGCUGAAAUUAUGAAUGAUAACUAUAGACUUUCCAAACUAGAACACUACUAUGCUCCCCAUGAAGGAACUCUAUCAGAGGUUAAGAAUUACAUAAACUUACUCCCAUUAGAAGAUGAUCCAGAAGUUUUCGGUCUACAUCCAAAUGCUAACAUCACUUUCGAGUAAAAGACAGUCAGAGAAUUUAUGGAGACUAUUCUAUUGAUUCAGCCAAGAAUCUCAGGUGGUAAAGCUGUUAAGACCUCAGAAGAAAUAGUGCAAGAUCUUGCCAGAGAUAUUGUAAACAAACUUCCAAAGAGAUUAGAUAAGAAGAGAGCAAAUGAGCAUACAUUUGCUACAACUGAGACCGGGCAAAUGCUAUCACUCGGUGUCUUCGUUGGUCAAGAAAUCGAUAGAUUCAACAAGUUACUCGGUGUUAUGAGAAGCAGUCUCAUUAAUCUCGACAAGGCUAUUGAAGGUACAGUUGUUAUGUCUAUGGAGCUUGAGAUGAUGUUCAACAACUUCUUGAACAAUAAGGUACCGACACUCUGGGAAAAGGUCGGUUAUCCAUCAUUGAAGCCACUCAGCUCUUGGGUUCUUGAUCUGAUUCACAGAGUCGACUUCAUCGGUAAAUGGCUUUACUAAGGACCACCAUCUACCUAUUGGCUUCCAGCAUUCUUCUUCCCUCAAGGUUUCAUGACUGCUACUCUCCAAUAAUACGCCAGAAAGACCCAAACACCUAUUGAUACUUUGGCAUUCAAAACUCAUGUGAGAGAAUUUUUCGAAGCUGAAGUCAAGGAAACCCCCGAAGAUGGUGUAAAUAUCCACGGGCUUUUCCUUCAAGGAGCGAAAUGGGACUUCAAGAAGAAGAUGGUUGAUGAUUCUGAUCCAAAGGUGCCUAUAAUUAAGAUGCCUGUUAUCUGGCUUGAACCAGUAAUAGAGAAAGAUGUACCAGAGGAGAAGAUCUAUUUCUGUCCUCUAUAUAAGACUAGUGUCAGAGCUGGAGAAUUGAGUACAACAGGUCACUCAACCAACUUCGUACUAUUCUUGCAUUUGUCCUCGGAGGUACCUCAAGACUACUGGAUCAGAAGAGGUGCUGCUCUCCUUUGUAUGACAGAUGAUUGA